This is a messenger RNA of Nematostella vectensis (starlet sea anemone), 2877 nucleotides long. RefSeq lists its product as uncharacterized. Bases 1 to 2877 code for a protein of 958 amino acids. Gene Ontology annotation, molecular function: nucleic acid binding. Gene Ontology annotation, biological process: DNA integration. Lineage: Eukaryota; Metazoa; Cnidaria; Anthozoa; Actiniaria; Edwardsiidae. The transcript has 6 exons. The record is from RefSeq and is a predicted model, not a curated record.
AUGAUAUGUCAGCAAGGUCUCUUUGCCCAGCUUACAAUUGUGAAUGUAAUUCAUGUCACAAGCUCCACCACUGGGAAAGAUAUUGUUAAGGGCGAAACCCAAGCCAUAGUGAAUCUGCAAAUUGACUCUGGUCAAGUCACGCAACAACUGCCAUGCAAGAUAGACACGGGUGCUGAGGGAAACAUCCUCCCCAUUGGAUCAUACACACAGCUACACCCAGACACACCCCGAGACCAGGACGGUCGACCCCAAGAAGGUCCUAUCAUACUAGGUCUACCGACAUGCAGUGACAUAAAGCUAGUUACUCUAAACCAAGCUAAACCAGCCUCAGCGGCAACAGCUCCAGCAUCUAUUGAUCACCCAACAGAUAAGUCUUCACUUCUCAUCCACCCCCCGAGGAGGGUCCCUGAAGCUCUUCAACAACCCCAGAAAAAAGAGCUUGACAGUCUUGAAGCACAAGGUAUAAUUGCCAAGGUCACUGAACCAACAGAAUGGGUGAACUCUCUUGUUUGCGUCACAAAACCCAAUGGAACUCUUAGGCUCUGCUUAGACCCUAAGAACUUAAACAAGGCCAUUAAGCGCCCCCACCAUCACACCCCUACCAUUGACGAGGUCCUGUCUAAGCUUAAUGGAGCGCAAUACUUCUCUAUUGUGGAUGUUCGUAGUGGUUAUUGGAACAUUAAGCUUGACCUUGAGAGCUCCCUGUGUACCACAUUCAACUCACCACAUGGCAGAUACCGUUUCUGUCGACUCCCAUUUGGUUUAAUUUGUGCUCAGGAUGUCUUUCAGCGCAAGGUUGACGAGACCUUCGGCGACCUCCCUGGCGUGACUGGAAUCGCAGACGACAUCAUCAUCUAUGGUAAAACUCGUGCCGAGCACGAUAGUAAUCUGAAGGCUGUCAUGCAGCGUGCUCAUGAAACUGGUAUACGGUUUAACCCUGACAAGUGCAAAAUCGCUUGCACUGAGCUGUCAUUCUUCGGACAUGUCAUCAGCUCCUCUGGCCUCAAAGUCGACCCAAAGAAGAUUGAAGCCAUCAUCAACAUGGACCCCUCUACGAGCCUGUCAGAUCUGCAGACCUUCCUAGGAAUGGUGCAGUUCCUCAGUCGCUUCAUUCCUAACCUUUCCUCUGUUUCAGCAGUGCUCUGGGAUCUCACCAAGAGCAGCAGCUCCCUCCAGUACUUCGACGGUCGUAAGCCUGUAACCAUACAGGUAGACGCGUCCUCUCGAGGCCUAGGUGCUACUCUUCUCCAGGAAAAAGGCCCAGUGGAGUACCGGAGCAAGCUCUUGACUGAGACUGAACAGCGCUACUCAAACAUCGAGAGAGAAAUGCUAGCCGUUGUGCAUGGCCUCGAGAAAUUAAACUACUAUGUAUAUGGCAGGCAUGUCACAGUCCAGUCUGACCACAAGCCACUAGAGGCAAUCUUUAAGAAACAUAUCUCUAGUGCACCAUCCCGCAUCGCACGAAUGAUGCUCCGCAUUCAGAAAUAUGAUGUAAACAUCAAGUACAUCCCUGGGAAGGAGAUACCAUUGGCCGACGCGCUUUCACGACUGAAUCCUUGUCCUGCCGACACCAUUCCCGACCUCGAUGUCUCAGUACAUGUGCUCCAUUUGCUUCUGAACGCACGUCCCACUAGAGUGCGACAAAUCCAGGCAGAGACCGCGAAGGAUCCAGCCCUAACCUCACUCCGAUCGAUCGUCAGCAAUGGUUGGCCUGAGAAGAGAUCAGAGUGUCCGCCCCACCUUCACGGCUAUUGGAACUAUCGUGAUGAGAUCACAGUCUCCGAUGGUCUGAUCCUCAAGGGCACCCGCAUCAUUAUUCCAAAGACCCUACAGGCUGACGUCCUCAAGCAACUCCACUACGCACACCAAGGUUCUGAAAAAUGCAAGCUACGCGCAAAGGGCUCCGUCUUCUGGAAAAACAUCAACAUGGACAUCGAAGACAUGGUGAAGAGUUGCGCCCCUUGUCAGAGAAACGCAAGGAUGAACACCAAAGAGCCAUUGACACCGCACGACGUGCCGUCCAAGCCGUGGCUCACCCUUGGCUCGGAUUUGUUCUUCUGGAACAACGCAUGGUACUUGCUCGUCGCAGAUUACUACAGCAAGUUUCCAUUGGUCCGCAAACUAAACGAUGUUAGGUCUGAGACCGUCAUCAAGCACAUGAAGUCUAUCUUUGAAGAGAACGGAAUCCCCGAGAAGCUGAUCACCGGACACAACACGCAGUACGCUUCAUCGAUAUUUGGCGACUUCAGCAAAACAUAUGGAUUUGAACACACGUCCACAAGUCCAUACCACUCCCAAGCUAAUGGUUUCAUCGAAAGGAACGUGCAAACCGUCAAGAAUGUGCUUCAGAAUUGCAAGGAGUCAAAUUCUGAUCCACACCUAGCCAUGCUGUGCCUCCGCACCACACCGAUCGACCAUAAUCUGCCCUCACCUGCAGAACUCCUGAAUGGCCGAGUCUAUCAGUCUAGCCUACCUGGAGUUUCCAGAACAGCUAGGCUGGACUCAAGAUCAUCGAAGGAACUUCCACCACUUCCACCCGGUAGUAAUGUGUCAGUAUUCAACCCACACAACAAGAAGUGGGAACCCGGCACGGUACGCAGUCAGAGGUCAGCUCCCAAGUCUUAUACUGUUGAGUUGUCAACAGGUAGUAGGUUCACACGGGAUCGGAAACACCUACGGCCAUCAGCGGUACCUGCUGAGAAGCCUACCGAUCAUCCAGAUAUUCCUGUUGAUGGUGAUACAGCACAGUCAACAUCCAGUGAUGGUCCGAGCCUCGCAGCAGAAAAGGCUACAGUAGAGCCUCCCAUCAUCGCAAGCCCCCAGCCUUUGCGUCGCUCAGCCCGAAACAUCAAGCCGCCUGACAGACUGAGCUUGUAG